Molecule: messenger RNA, 1860 nt
Organism: Talaromyces atroroseus
Lineage: Eukaryota; Fungi; Ascomycota; Eurotiomycetes; Eurotiales; Trichocomaceae
Exons: 4
Coding region: 1-1860 (619 amino acids)
Biological process (GO): transmembrane transport
Cellular component (GO): fungal-type vacuole membrane
Molecular function (GO): transmembrane transporter activity
Source: RefSeq, a predicted model, not a curated record
AUGCGGCGAUCAGCGCUCUCCGUCAAUCAGCACAGAACAGAAUCUUCGCAGCAACCAGGAUCCGACGACCACGAAGAUGAUGAUAGACACGAGUUCCCUGAGAAUAGCCGCGAGGCCUGGCUUUGUCUGCUUGGCUCCUUUUUUAUGAUGCUUCCGUCGUUUGGCUUCCAGACUGCUGGCGUUCAAGUCGGUCCUCUUUUUGACCGGUACGGGGCAAGGAUCCUGGUCAUCAGCGGCAGUCUUGCGAGUUUCCUUUGCUACAUGCUCCUCGCGCAGUGCUCUGAAUACUGGCAUUUCAUGCUCUGCCUCGGGGUCCUCGGGGGCAUGUCCUCGGCCGUCAUCACGACCGUCUCUAUCGCUGUCCUGAGCCAUUGGUUCUACCGACGCCGCGGCCUUGCGUCUGGCAUCUGCAUGGCAGGGUCCUCGACCGGCGGGGCGAUUAUCCCUUUACUGCUCCGGACGCUUUUUCAGAAAUACGGUUGGCUAUGGUCAAUUCGGAUCAUUGCCUUUCUGGCCCUCGGAUGCUAUGCACUAGGCGUGUUCCUGAUCAAGGGGCGACCUCCGACUAGUAGCAGCAGCAGCAGUAGUAGUGACAAUGCGAGUCGGGCUACGAUUGACUUUCGCGCCUUUUCUUCCCCGCGCCUUUGCUUUCUCGCCAUGGCUGUGUUUUCCUUUGAGUUUAUCAUCUUUGGCUGUGCUGCUUUGCUCCCCACCUAUGUUCGCUAUGCAGGGCUUUCUGAGGACGUUCAAUUCUAUUCCUUGACCCUUUUGAAUGGCAUGAGCCUCUUGGGCAGAGUGCUUCCGGGAUUCGCGGCGGAUCAAGUCGGGAGAUUCAAUACGCUCGUCUCGAUGGUCUGCAUCACGCUGGUCAUCAUGGCGGCUGUCUGGCUCCCAUUCGGAUCUCACGACUCGGCCACUCUCUUGGUUGUCGUCGCCAUCUUUGGCUUUGGGUCUGGUGGAUGGCUGUCCCUGGCGCCUGUCUGUGCGGGCCAGCUCUGUCGAACUCAGGACUAUGGUCGAUUCUACGGCACAAUCUACAGCGUUGCAUCGUUUGGGGUCUUGCUUACGGUGCCUGUCGGGGGAAAGUUACUCCAGUCGACUACUCCUAAAGCCCUCAUUGGGUUUUACUCAGCUGUCUUGCUUGCGGGACUGGAAAAUGCCAAUAUGUUUUGGCGAAAUCUUGCAAUAGCUGCUGGCCUUCUCGGCACUGCUGGAGCACAGCAGUUCCUCGAACCCUCCGGUGCAGAUGGUUCCAUUACCUAUACAGUCGGCGAGACCGUCGGCAUUUCAUGGAAUGGCACGUCGGACUAUAGCAUGCUAUCGCUGGGGCUGCAGCAAAGCAACAGCGAUGAUACUACAUCCUGGCUACUCUCCAACUCGGUUUCCUAUCCCGAUUACAUCUCAUGGACGGCCACCUUGUACGCCUUUAGCCUGAACAGUUCGGAGCUUUUCCACUUCAUCAUCGUCAACGGCACCGAGAUGGGCUCGCCCUUUUAUUCGCCCCUGUUCUACAUUAGAGAAGCAUCAUCGAGUACUGCUACUACUACAUCGACCGGAACAGCUUCUUCAACGUCGGCCACAGCAACAGCGACAGCCUCCCCGUCCUCUACAUCCUCCGCGCAACCGACGAGCAACGGACUCACUACAGGAGCCAAGGCUGGCAUCGGCGUCGGAGUCAGCAUAGCAGGUCUUGCUAUUAUCGCUCUAUUGGUCUGGUUCGCUCUUCGACAACGGCGGCGUCAAGGGCUCCCAGUGUCCCAGACCCAGACCCAGGCCCAUGUCCAUGUCCAAGAGCCACCACAACUUCUGGAUUCAAGAGAACGGAAACAGCUUUUUGCGUCUGAGCUCCCUGGCGCGUGA